This is a messenger RNA of Cinclus cinclus, 828 nucleotides long. Its product is annotated as salivary glue protein Sgs-3-like. Lineage: Eukaryota; Metazoa; Chordata; Aves; Passeriformes; Cinclidae. The transcript is spliced from 2 exons. Bases 1 to 828 code for a protein of 275 amino acids. The record is from RefSeq and is a predicted model, not a curated record.
AUGGACUGCAGUGCUCCCAAAACUGCUCCAACACAAGUCCAUGCCAUGGACUGCAGUGCUCCCAAAACUGCUCCAACACGAGUCCAUGCCAUGGACUGCAGUGCUCCCAAAACUGCACCAACACAAGUCCAUGCCAUGGACUGCAGUGCUCCCAAAACUGCACCAACACGAGUCCAUGCCAUGGACUGCAGUGCUCCCAAAACUGCUCCAACACGAGUCCAUGCCAUGGACUGCAGUGCUCCCAAAACUGCUCCAACACGAGUCCAUGCCAUGGACUGCAGUGCUCCCAAAACUGCUCCAACACGAGUCCAUGCCAUGGACUGCAGUGCUCCCAAAACUGCACCAACACGAGUCCAUGCCAUGGACUGCAGUGCUCCCAAAACUGCUCCAACACGAGUCCAUGCCAUGGACUGCAGUGCUCCCAAAACUGCUCCAACACGAGUCCAUGCCAUGGACUGCAGUGCUCCCAAAACUGCUCCAACACGAGUCCAUGCCAUGGACUGCAGUGCUCCCAAAACUGCACCAACACGAGUCCAUGCCAUGGACUGCAGUGCUCCCAAAACUGCUCCAACACGAGUCCAUGCCAUGGACUGCAGUGCUCCCAAAACUGCAGUGGUAUCUGCUCUCCCAGAGGUGCUCCCACCAUUUCUGACUGACCAGCCCUGGCCAGCAGCACGUCUGUCUUUGGAGCUGCCAGGACUGGCUCUGCUGGACAUGGAGGAAGCUUCCAGCAGCCUCCAGAACUCCCACCCUGCCAAAGCCUGGCCAUGCAAACCCAAUAAAUCCAGAAUAGAAAAGCCUGAACAAUACAAAACCACUUCCUCAUGA